AUGGAAUCAAAAUUUACUUCAAGCUUUGAGCAUUUUCAUUCGCCACAAUCAACAAAAUCAAUUGCAGAAGGAAAGACACCGCUUGAAAUAAAAAAUAAGCUCAGGCGUUUAUAUUUACUCUCCAUUUUAAAAAUGGAACAAAAAAUCUUAUUCCAAUUUAAAGGUGCAUUAGUUUUGUUUUAAAAAAAUUUCAAUUUAUAAAAUUUUAAAAAUUAUAUAUAUAUAAAAUUGAACGUAAUAUCUUAAAAUUUUUAUAGAAAUAAAUAAAAAAAACUUAAAUAAUAUUCUAAACAUUAAAUUAGGACAAAAAUUGUUAUAUAAAAAAUAGUAUUUUGAACGACAAAUUUUAACAUUUAAUUUUUUAUUCAAUUUUAAGGUGGUUAUAGUAACCAAAAAAUGGAAAUUUUUCCUGAUAUUUUGUUCCAAUUUAAAGGGAUGAGUUACAUUACUCAUGCUUAGGGUCCAGAAACAACACAAAUUUAUUAACGCUUCCUAAACUUUCAAAAUUUUUACGAGAUAUACAGAUCCUUCCAAAUUUAUUAAGCAGAGAAGAAUGCGAUAUAAUUAUUAGUUCAGAAGCAAAGCGUGAUAAAUGCAUAUAGCCCGAGCACCUUUAUGGCUUAGGGCUUCAUAAUCUUUCCCGAUGGGAGAGAGGGAGUUGGUUUCACCAACUAAUGUUUGUUUGACGAACAUUCCAAAUGGUAGAAACCCUGUAGCAAGUGAUUUUUUUCUCUUGCAGAGUUGUUAAGAUCAACAUUGUUUGGUGAAACCAAUUCACCUCUUUUUCAUAUGGAAAAAAAUGGAAAGCCCCAGCCAUAAAGGUGCCCGGGCUAUAUCGUUUGAUAAUUUUUGCGAAAUUAUGGUUAAGAUAUCUGCAUCACUUAUGGAAAAAGGCAAUCACUCAUACCAAGGCUUAGUAUCUAUGAUAGACGCACAUAUUUUUCCUUUGUAUGAUGCUUUAAAAGAGCAAGGACAAGUCGAUACAUUCAAUCAGUCUGAUUUUGACUUUGAUACUGACUCAGCAAGAGUUUUGCAAGACUCAAUAUUUGUUUUACAAGAAAUAUAUAAAGCAUAUUUCCCCUGGGAAGAUGUUGCACCAGAAGAUAAAAGCAUACUAACUCCCCCCCCCCCCCCUCCGUGAGCGAACAAAACCAUUAGAAAAAUCGCCAUUUUUUGACCAAAAAACCCACCCUCCGUGAGUGAACAAAAAUUUUUUUAAUAGAAAAAAUUUUUAAUGGAAAAAAAUUUUGAUAUAUAAGUGAUAAUUAGUAUAAUGAAAUCUAGAGCUAAUUCUGUUUAAUUUUAAAACAAAUUGCGUUUUAAAACAUAAAUUUUGCAAAUUAAAUUAAUAUUUGCUUCCCAAUUUUUGCAAAUUAGGAUUUUUUUUUAAAUUUCGAAAAAAAAAAAUUUUUUAUAAAAUUUUAUAUAUAAAUUUUUUUUAAAAAAAAAAAUUAACCCCCCUCCGUGAGCGAACAAAAUUUUUUUGUUCGCUCACGGAGGGGGGGGGGGGAGUAAGUAAAAAGUCAUGAGCAUCACUAUUUACCCUAGUAACGGAGUUUAUGAUUACUCCAUAUAUUUUACCAAGGGCACUUUUAUUGAAAAUAUGGCAAGAUUUAGUAGAGUCAAAUGAAGACAUUCCUGAGCUCAAAUAUUUUAAUAUCAACGAUAAAGGGAGAGCUUUUACUUUAAAAAAAUUUCUAUUGUUUCUGCUAAGAACAGCCAUUUAUGGCAAAUUUCACCAAGAGUUUUCUACAGUCAGAGAAAGAACAGAAUUCAUUCUUUCAAGAAUGGAAAGAUCGAAUGGGUUUUCUAACUGGCACUCUAAAAUAAGCAAGCCCUAUUCAAACAAGCUUUCUUUAUCAUCCACUCAGAAAUUUUCAUUAGCUUCUACAUCUGUUUCCAGAGAUCUGAUAAAGUCUGAACGAUUUGUUUUAGAUAGAAGAGGAAAGUUUAGUGGACUUUUGGAAUCGAAAUGGAGUGAAAUCGAAGACGUUUUUCGAGAUUAUUGCUCAUAUGGAACAAUUUCUAGUCAAAAAUUGCUGUCGCCAUUUCAGUAUGUCAAGGUUUUUGAAGAUGCUGGACUAUUGCAUAGUGAAUCAGAAUAUUGCUUGAAAAGGCAAGAGCUUGAAAUUAUUUAUUUUUCUUUGGUGCAGAGGCCACAUUUCAUUGAUGAUGGAGUGCUUUCUCCAAAGUUUGUUUUUCAAGCUGCAGGAGAGUCAGGAAAAAUGACUUUUAAUCAAUUUAUUAAAUCAUUGGAAAUAAUAUCAAAGAAAUUGAUAAAGGAUCCUAAUGAUGAAGAUGAAUUAGAAAUUUUUAUUCACUCAUUGUUAAAAACCCCUAGGAAAUCACAAAGCACUCUAAGGUCAACUUCAAUAAAAGAUUUAAUUCAUGACCUAUCAACAGAAAAAACACUUGAUAUAUGGCAUAACACACUCGAGGUUUAUGCUAAAGUUUAUCUGAAUCACCAAAAUAAAAUAUCUUCGCAAAGCUUUAUACAAUUUGCCACUGAUUUUUCUAUAUAUCCAGAUUUAGUGACAAAAGGAAAACUUAAUCAAGUUUAUUUAAAUUUAUAUGAAAAUGAUUACAAAGAAGUAGCAGGACAGCAAUUAAGUGAGAGAACGGAAGGGAUCAGCAUAAACCAAAUGAUUGACGGAAUUGCAUAUUGCUGCUUGGAAAGUAAGAUACCGAUAGACAGUCCUAAUGAAAAAUUGUGUGUUGCAUUAGGAAGGAUGCUGCAAAGUAAAGGCCCUUCAAUUGUUGCACAAAAAACUGGGCACACAAGAAGGACAGAAAUGGUAAGAUCAAGCAAAUUGAUAAAGCUGCUUGGCAUGCCAUUUUUGAAACCUCAACCGAAGCUUACUUUUGAUCAAAUUCUAGGAAAUGAGCUAAGUAACAAUUAA
Messenger RNA from Blepharisma stoltei, 2900 nucleotides. Lineage: Eukaryota; Ciliophora; Heterotrichea; Heterotrichida; Blepharismidae. The record is from the annotation of a GenBank genome assembly.